Messenger RNA from Racocetra persica, 127 nucleotides. Lineage: Eukaryota; Fungi; Glomeromycota; Glomeromycetes; Diversisporales; Gigasporaceae. The record is from the annotation of a GenBank genome assembly.
AUGAAUCAACCAAUGAACCAACCCAUGAAUCAAGCAUUUGGAGGUCAACCUCCUAACAAUGUCCACUUAAACCCGUCAUCAGAAAAUUCAAUUCGAUUAUAUGAAAACAUAUAUGAAGGACAACCGA